This is a messenger RNA of Limulus polyphemus (Atlantic horseshoe crab), 2693 nucleotides long. Its product is annotated as elongation factor 2. Bases 76 to 2610 code for a protein of 844 amino acids. Gene Ontology annotation, molecular function: GTPase activity; translation elongation factor activity; ribosome binding. The transcript has 15 exons. Gene Ontology annotation, biological process: translational elongation. The record is from RefSeq and is a predicted model, not a curated record. Gene Ontology annotation, cellular component: ribonucleoprotein complex; cytosol. NCBI's taxonomy places the organism in Eukaryota, Metazoa, Arthropoda, Merostomata, Xiphosura, Limulidae.
GCUGUCCUUUCCACGUACUCCGCCGUUAGGAGUGGUAUAUUGAAGUUUGGCGGAGAUAACAAUCAAUAAUUAAAGAUGGUGCACUUUACGGUGGAUCAGAUACGUUCUUUAAUGAACAAGAAAAAAAACAUCCGUAACAUGUCUGUUAUUGCCCAUGUAGACCACGGAAAGUCAACUCUGACAGACUCUCUUGUAUCUAAGGCUGGUAUUAUUGCUGCUGCCAAAGCUGGAGAAGCUAGGUUUACAGACACCAGAAAAGAUGAACAAGAAAGAUGCAUUACUAUAAAAUCCACGGCUCUUUCCAUGUACUUUGAGUUGGAAGAUAAAGAUUUGCAAUUCAUUACAUGGGAAAAUCAAAGAGAAAAAGGCGAAAAGGGUUUUUUGAUCAAUUUGAUUGAUUCUCCGGGCCAUGUAGACUUUUCUUCAGAAGUUACAGCUGCCUUACGUGUAACUGAUGGAGCCCUGGUUGUUGUGGACUGUGUUAGUGGAGUGUGUGUUCAGACAGAAACUGUGCUACGCCAAGCAAUUGCAGAACGAAUAAAACCUGUUCUAUUCAUGAAUAAGGUGGACUUGGCUCUAUUGACUCUACAGCUUGAAGCUGAGGAGCUCUAUCAAACAUUCCAGAGAAAUAUUGAAAACAUCAAUGUCAUCAUUGCCACAUACAGUGAUGAGACAGGACCAAUGGGUGAUAUAAAGGUGGAUCCAAUGAAAGGAAGUGUUGGAUUUGGUUCUGGUCUCCAUGGAUGGGCAUUCACUCUCAAACAGUUUUCUGAAAUUUAUGCUGAGAAGUUUAAAAUCGACAUUGAUAAGCUAAUGGGUAAAUUGUGGGGUGAGAACUAUUAUAAUCCACAGACAAAAAAAUGGAGCAAGAAGGCUGGUGAAGGGUACAAGAGAGCUUUCAUAAUGUUUGUGUUGGACCCUAUUUACAAGGUGUUUGAUGCUAUCAUGAAUUACAAGAAAGAAGAAACAUCCAAGCUCUUAGAGAAGCUGAAUAUAGUUUUGAAAGGAGAAGAUAAGGAAAAAGAUGGAAAGAAUCUUCUAAAGGUGGUGAUGCGAACUUGGCUUCCUGCUGGUGACUCUCUUCUCCAGAUGAUCACCAUUCACUUGCCUUCACCAGUGACUGCCCAGAAGUACCGUAUGGAAAUGCUUUAUGAAGGGCCAUUAGAUGAUGAGGCUGCUGUAGCCAUCAAGGCAUGUGAUCCAAAUGGACAUUUGAUGAUGUACAUAUCAAAGAUGGUUCCUACCACUGAUAAAGGUCGUUUCUAUGCAUUUGGCCGAGUAUUUUCUGGAACUGUAUCAUCAGGUUUGAAGUGUCGUAUCAUGGGUCCUAAUUAUGUGCCAGGCAAGAAAGAAGACAUUGUCGAAAAGUCCGUUCAAAGAACUAUACUUAUGAUGGGUCGGUACGUAGAACCAAUUGAAGACGUUCCAUGUGGAAACAUCUGUGGACUGGUUGGUGUAGAUCAGUUUUUAGUAAAAACUGGUACCAUUUCCACAUUCAAAGAUGCACAUAACAUGAAGGUGAUGAAAUUCUCUGUAAGUCCUGUAGUGAGAGUUGCUGUUGAACCUCAAAAUCCUGCUGACCUGCCCAAACUUGUAGAAGGUCUGAAACGUCUAGCAAAAUCUGAUCCUAUGGUUCAGUGUAUUAUUGAAGAAUCAGGAGAACACAUUAUUGCUGGAGCUGGUGAAUUGCACUUGGAAAUCUGUCUGAAAGACUUGGAAGAAGAUCAUGCUGGAAUUCCACUAAAGAAAACUGAUCCAGUUGUAUCGUAUCGUGAAACUGUUUCUGAAGAAUCUAAAAUUACGUGUCUCUCAAAGUCUCCAAAUAAGCACAACAGGCUGUUCAUGAAGGCCAAUCAACUUUCUGAUGGCUUACCAGAGGACAUUGAUAAUGGUAAAGUGACCCAUAAAGAUGACUUUAAGGCACGUGCUCGUUAUCUGACUGAAAAAUAUAGCUGGGAUGCCACAGAAGCACGAAAGAUUUGGGCUUUUGGACCUGAGGGCAGUGGACCAAACCUUCUGGUGGAUUGUACCAAGGGUGUUCAGUAUUUAAAUGAAAUCAAGGAUUCUGUAGUAGCUGGAUUCCAGUGGGCCACAAAAGAGAGUGUUCUCUCAGAAGAAAACAUGAGAGGAGUUCGUUUCAAUAUUUACGAUGUGACACUUCAUGCUGAUGCUAUUCACCGUGGUGGAGGACAGAUCAUCCCAACAGCUCGUCGAUGUUUGUAUGCUUGCAUGCUUACAGCAGAACCUCGUAUCAUGGAGCCUGUUUACUUGGUGGAAAUUCAGUGUCCUGAAGCAGCUGUUGGAGGUAUUUAUGGAGUACUAAACCGCAGGAGAGGAAUAGUUUUUGAAGAGGCUCAGGUUGCAGGAACUCCCAUGUUCAUUGUCAAGGCAUACUUACCUGUGAAUGAAUCUUUUGGUUUCACAGCUGAUCUUCGUUCAAGCACUGGUGGUCAGGCCUUCCCACAGUGUGUAUUUGACCACUGGCAGAUCUUACCUGGUGAUCCAAUGGAUGGCAAGUCACGUCCCUGGCAGAUAGUGAUGGAUACUAGAAAACGUAAAGGACUGAAGGAUUCUAUUCCUGAACUUGACCAGUACUUGGAUAAAUUAUAAAAAAUUUUGCCAUUUAGUGUUUGUACUUCCCACCCCACCCUGAAGUGCAAAUAAAAUGUGCAGUUAAAAGGUUACAAGAGCAA